CUUUCACCCCCCUUCCAGUCCGGACACUUUCCCCCCCUUCCAGUCCGGACACUUUCACCCCCCCUUCCAGUCCGGACACUUUCCCCCCUUCCAGUCCGGACACUUUCCCCCCCUUCCAGUCCGGACACUUUCCCCCCCCUUCCAGUCCGGACACUUUCACCCCCUUCCAGUCCGGACACUUUCCCCCCCUUCCAGUCCGUCACUUUCACCCCCUUCCAGUCCGGACACUUUUACCCCCUUCCAGUCCGAACACUCAUCCACCCCCUUCCAGUUUCCGGACACUUUCCCCCCCUUCCUGCCCAGGCCAAUUUUCAGCUUUCAGCGCUAUCACACUUU
Messenger RNA from Staurois parvus, 336 nucleotides. The record is from the annotation of a GenBank genome assembly. NCBI's taxonomy places the organism in Eukaryota, Metazoa, Chordata, Amphibia, Anura, Ranidae.